Molecule: messenger RNA, 3771 nt
Organism: Poecilia reticulata (guppy)
Lineage: Eukaryota; Metazoa; Chordata; Actinopteri; Cyprinodontiformes; Poeciliidae
Source: RefSeq, a predicted model, not a curated record
UCCACUUCACCUGCAGCAGGAUGCGCUCUCAUACCUGCUGCUUGCUCUCUGGUAUCUCCAGCGCUCCACUUCUCGUACCUGCAGCACAUGUGAAAUGGAUCCCAUGAUUUAACCAUGAGCUGGGCUGAGUUUGCUCUUCAAUCUUCUCCUUAUUCUCAUAUUUUGCCUACUUUGACAACUCUAAGUUCCUGAUGUCCGAAGUGGGGCAGAUUUAAGAACAGCGCUGAGUCCAGACGCAGCUGACUUCUACCUGUGCUUCUGUGGGAGAGUCGGAAGGACAGCAGGGUAACCAUGCCCACUCUGCCGAACCUCAACAGCCUGGGAAAGCUGUGCAGCUCCAGCCGCAGCCACAGCGUCCACCGGGUCAACCGGGUUCGGGUGAAACGCAAGAGCUCAGUGAAGCGGAUGUCCAUCAUCGAGGAUGGACACGUAGCUGAGGUCCUCUACCUCAUUCCCAAACAGUACGUGGAGCAGUUUCCCUUCCUCAACCCAGAUGAUUAUUACCUCAGUGAGAGGUUGAAUGAUGUCACUCCAGUGUCUCAUACUCAGGACACACACCACCACUCCAGCGAGAAGCCCCUGAUCCAGUGCUACAAGUGCGGGGAGCCAUGUAAGGGCGAGGUCCUCCGGGUGCAGAACAAACACUUUCACCUGAAGUGUUUCACCUGUAAAGUGUGCGGCUGUGACCUCGCCCAGGGGGGCUUCUUCAUGAAGAAUGGGGAAUAUCUGUGCAUGCUCGACUACCAGCGCAUGCACGGCACCCGCUGCAACGGGUGCGGGGACUUUGUCGAGGGAGAAGUCGUCACCGCCCUGGGCAAGACCUACCAUCCUUCCUGCUUCGUCUGCACCAUCUGCAAACGACCGUUCCCGGCCGGAGACAGGGUGACCUUCAACGGGAAGGACUGCCUGUGUCAGUACUGCAUUGAGCCCAUGUCUCCUGGACCGAAGGACAUCCUGGGUUCUAGCAAUUGCUCAGGAUGUGGCCGCGACAUCAAGAACGGUCAGGCUCUUCUGGCGCUGGAAAGACAGUGGCAUCUGGGCUGCUUUAAGUGUAAGGCCUGUGGCAAAGUGCUGACCGGGGAGUACAUCAGCAAGGAUGGCGCCCCCUACUGCGAGAAGGACUACCAGAUCCAUUUUGGAGUUCAGUGUGAGGCGUGUCAUCAGUUCAUCACAGGGAAGGUGUUAGAGGCAGGAGAUAAGCACUACCACCCCAGCUGUGCGAGAUGCAGCAGGUGCAAUCAGAUGUUCACAGAGGGAGAAGAGAUGUAUCUGCAAGGCUCGACAGUGUGGCAUCCCGGCUGCAAGAACACCACCAGAACAGAGGAGAGACACAGAGAGCGGCUGUUGCCUCCGUCCCUCUUAUUCCUCCAACAAACAGAAAGGCAGCCUACGAGGUCGUCGUCUGAGAGCAUUUGUUCCAGACCUGGUUCAAGCAUACCUGGCUCACCGGGUCACACCAUCUAUGCAAAAGUAGACAAUGAGAUCCUUGAUUACAGAGACCUAGCUGCCAUUCCAAAAGUCAAAGCCAUUUAUGACAUCGAGCGCCCCGAUCUUAUCACGUAUGAACCCAUGUACACAACCUCCCUGGACGAGAAAGACGAGAGACGAGAAUGUGUGGGAGAGCUCCACUCUGCUAGACGGGAACGUUCCCCGAUGCCCGAUGAUAAGUCGUCAAGAAACAUGUCGCCAACCCCAUCGGCCGAGAGUUUUUACGACAGGAGGGACCGCAUUCUCCAAAGAUCCACCAGUCAAGGCUCCAUAGGUUCCCCGGUAUAUAAUCGCCAUGGCUACACUCCCACCCUAUCACGGUCACCGCAGCAUUUUCACCGACCUGAAGCUCUGACAGGCAUGCAGAAGCUCUGUUCCUCCCUGUGCAGUAACAGUGUGGGCUCCAGAAAUAGUGACUCUCGUCCCACCUCCCCUUUCAGACACCACUUCCUCCCCCAUAGCCAAGGCCCCGACCCACCGAGUGGCCGGAGUUCCCCCCUGCCGCUCAGGCCCGACAGCCGGCCGGUCACCCCGCCUCUCUCUCAGACCCCUAAACAUUUCCACGUCCCAGAUCAGGGGAUCAACAUCUACAGAAAACCGCCCAUCUACAAACUUCAAGAUACAGCUGCCGUAGCUCAGCAAAGCAAGUCCGGUGAGGACAUCAUCAGAUCCGCCACCUUCCCUGCUGCCCAUGCUCCUUCCCUGGAUGACAGCUCCCGGAGUGAGGGCGACUGUUGGCCCCACUCUCUCGCUGUUUUAGGUUCAGAAGGAAGGAGGCGAUCUAGAGAAGAGGAGGAGGAAGAGGUUUUGAAAAGAAAGCAACUUCAGGAAGAACAUCUCAGUAAGAUUCAGUCUGGUCUGGGAAAACUCAUUCUGAAGGAGGAGAUGGAGAAAGAGCAGAUUAGGGAGCGGCACGCGCGCAGCCUCUCUGCUCAGCGCUACGAUCCCAAAAUGAACAACUGUGACGCAGAUCCAACGUCUCCAACCAAGACCAACUCUCUGCCUGGUUAUGGACGGAACGGUCUGCAUCGGCCUCAGUCUACAGAUUUCACUCAGUACAACAGCUAUGGAGACAUGUGUGGUGGAGGAAGAGAGUUUCAGCACAUUAAGGAUGGCCGUGCAGCACUUGCAAGGAUGGACAGGGGAGUAUCUAUGCCUAAUAUGUUGGAACCAAAAGUGUAUCCCUAUGAAAUGCUCAUGAUAACCAGUAGAGGGAGAGCUAAACUGCCAAGAGAUGUGGACAGAACCAGACUGGAGCGCCACUUAGCACCCGAAACGUUCUUUGAGAUCUUUGGAAUGGAGAUCCAGGAAUUUGACAGGCUUCCCCUGUGGAAACGCAACGACAUGAAAAAGAAGGCCAAGCUCUUUUAGUUGUUGUUGUUUUUUUUGUUUUUUUUUUCUAAUUUAUAGCAUGCAUUAUUCUGUACAUACAAUCAGAUAGCACACAGUUGUAAUCUAGAUGUAGGUUCUGGGUUAUUCCUUUUCUUUUUUUUUUUUUUUUUUUUUGCUUAUGUCACCUGGAUAUACCUGGGGAUGCCAAGAAAUGGACUGAUGUUGCGAUGAUGGACUUCAAUAAUGAAUGGAAACCUCUUCCAUGUUCAACAAAGAAUGAUGAGAAGGGUCAAGUUUUUUUUGCUUUGACUGCACUUAUUUUACCUCCUGCUUUGCUUUAAGUGAAUCCUUCCUUUACUUUACCGCUUGUUUUUCCCUAUUUGUUGCUGUUGAUUCCUGUGGAACUUUGUAAUUACAGUAGACCAUCAUGGCACAAUCACAAAAAUGCUCAUGCCUGUAGCUCAAAAGUGUGUCAACUUUUUGUUUUGCUUGGGCUGGAACAGUUUUAGCCCAAAGGUUUCAAGAAUCGGCUCAGUGAGUCUUUUAAGAUACAAUACGAUGAGAAAAGCCUGUGGGAACACGGUGAGCACACCCACCAACUGUCGGACUGGAUCUACGUGGAAAUGAAUCCUCCAAUAGCCGGCAUAUCACCAGUCUCCUUCCCCCUGGCUUCCAUGCACACAAAUUGUUCAUCUGAAUGGACAAAAAAAAAUUCUCUUUUCUCAGGCUCUCAUAAACAAAGUUAUACACCUUACCUUUACUUAUAUUGGAAGUAUGAAUCUUAUAUUUUAAGGCUGUUUCCAACAUGUAGUUACAUUAAGAUAGACAACACCCCCUAUUUCGAGAAACAACUGUAUUUGAAAGUAUUGUUUUAUAAAUGGAAAAAACACACUGCCAUUUGUUGUAUUAAAAUCUAAGCCAAUAAAGCUUUAAAUUGCCAUGAACCAUGAA